AUGACCUGCAAGUUUUAUAGCACUGCCUUCCCAAUCCUUGGACAUGUGGCCUGGGGAAGCCUUGUCAGCCUUGGCAGUCUGGCUAGUAUUGCAUACGCGAGUCCUACCGCGGAGCAGAGUGACACGAUUCCGUCCGGAUCUGAUGGCUCUCUCGAAUUCAACCUAGAACCUCCGCUAGAUCCCGGUGUCUAUAACGCCACCCUCCAGGCCUCCACAAAUUUCGAUCGUGUUGACCUCGGUGAUGUGGAGGUUCCUCGUUGCGCUUCAAAUCAACGGCUUACUAUUAGGGUUACGUAUAGCUGGGAUCUACCAUCUGGACCUCGCGUGCUAAGUCUAAAUGACUCCCCAUACCCUAUUAAUAUUCAAAAUCCUAGCCUAUCGUCUCGAAGGGAUUUGGAAUCUCCCUCUAACCAAAACGCUAUAAGUGCCUACUGUGCUACAGAAUCUGGCAAUUCAUCCAUCGAGCCGGCCUCUUCUUCAACGACCUCUAUGGCUAGUCAAACGAGCUCACAAGUUGAUUCGGUGAGCAUGGCUGAUCUUCCUACGACUCAGUCUUCAACCCCAGGGACUGUCUCCGAGCCGCACGUCCUCAGUAGGAUCUCCCCCAGCGAUAACUCCAGCGAGCACAAGCAGUUCGAUUACCAUAGCUCCCUUGGAUUCAAGCUCGCCAUGCACCUGUACAUGCGUGUGUUAGACUCUUAG
Molecule: messenger RNA, 702 nt
Organism: Penicillium canescens
Lineage: Eukaryota; Fungi; Ascomycota; Eurotiomycetes; Eurotiales; Aspergillaceae
Exons: 4
Coding region: 1-702 (233 amino acids)
Source: RefSeq, a predicted model, not a curated record